UCCACAGCACUUCACGGCACUCCCAACGUCACAGCGGGUAAAGCAAGUUGAGUGAAGGACCAGGGGAGUCGGGACUGUCGGGAGAGGAAGGAAGGAAAGAGGAAGAUCAUUCGGAGCAUCGCGCAUCCGCGUCGUAAUCAGUCGUAAAUGUCAUAAUGCUGUCGGAGCGAGCACUAAUGUAGCAACGAAUAAUUAUAUGAUGUACCAGCACUACAAGCACGCGCGGAACGUCAUAUGAGUUGCCGCAGACAGCGUCUUGAUUUUAACCUAAUUUCGUUCAUACCUGUUUUCCGAAGGAAUCUCAGUAGUACUAUACAUGAAACAUGAUGUCUAACGGCGGCAUUCAGAAUCCGACUGAGCAAAUUGAAGAUACCUCAAUGGGGAAUAAUCUACAUCACUCAUCCUCGAUAUUAUCGCCAUCGCCAUCGUCGGCCUUGAAUUCUCCCCUCAUGAAGCUAUCUUCGUACUUCCUAGCAGUGCGACCAUGGUCGCUGAGCGCGUCGUUGAUGCCGACGCUUCUUGGAUCAGCGCUUGCAUAUCGACUACCAGGCCUGGCGAGCUUCAAUUGGAUAUCGCUAUGCCUUACCGUGCUCAUAGUGGUUUGUGUGCAUGGUGCUGGUAAUGUAGUGAACACUUAUUUUGACUAUGUGAAAGGUGUUGAUAGUAGGAAAAGCGACGACAGAAUACUGGUAGAUGAGUUACUGUCCAAAGAUGAAUUGGUCACAUUGGGGGCAUUCCUAUACGCAGCAGGAUGUUUGGGAUUUGUCUUACUGACAGUCAUCUCUCCCGCAAAGAUGGAACAUUUGGCUCUUGUGUAUUUCGGAGGUUUAUCCUCCUCCUUUCUCUAUACAGGAGGUAUAGGAUUGAAAUAUAUCGCUCUGGGCGAUGUACUUAUCUUAAUUAUAUUCGGUCCAAUCUCAGUUUUAUUUGCGUUUAUGGCGCAAACCGGUUACGUUGAACUAGGAACAAUUUAUUACGCGAUACCGCUUGCCUUGAAUACCGAGGCUAUUUUGCACAGUAACAACACGAGAGAUAUGGAAAGUGACGAGAAAGCAGGAAUCGUGACGCUAGCUAUUUUAAUAGGUCAUACCGCGUCUCACGUUUUGUAUGCUUUUUUACUGUUUACACCGUAUAUAAUUCUUAUAGUAGUGGCGUUUAGAUAUUCCCUCUGGUUUGUACUGCCAGUGGUCACUUUGCCGACUGCCUUUAAAAUAGAAAAGGACUUUCGCAAUCCGCAUAGAAUUCAAAACGUGCCUAAACGGACAGCUGGAUUAAAUUCAUUUCUAGGUAUUUUAUAUGUUCUCGCUUGUUUACUCGUGAGCUCGCUUCCUUAUCUAUAAAUUAUUCAUGAGGCUUUUGUGCAUCAUUGUCCUGGAUUACUCUUUCUAUUCUGUUGAUAUUGUUUUCAGUGAGAUUUCAUCCAGACUUGUAAUUAAAAGUAUAACUUUCCAACGAGGGGAGGAAAAGUUUAAAACACAUGAGUUGUUUUAUUCAUUUUCAUAUAUCAAUUACGUUCUAUAUAACUUUGCGCCAUCUCGUAACAUAAUCCAAAUGUGAUUAUGUUAUUAUCUGCAAGGGUAAUCCAAGACUGACAUUUUUGAUUAAGUUAGAC
Messenger RNA from Mycetomoellerius zeteki, 1612 nucleotides. It is a transcript of the gene heix, whose product is annotated as UbiA prenyltransferase domain-containing heix. NCBI's taxonomy places the organism in Eukaryota, Metazoa, Arthropoda, Insecta, Hymenoptera, Formicidae. The transcript has 2 exons. Gene Ontology annotation, cellular component: endoplasmic reticulum; Golgi membrane. Gene Ontology annotation, molecular function: prenyltransferase activity. The coding region runs from base 324 to 1340 and encodes 338 amino acids. The record is from RefSeq and is a predicted model, not a curated record. Gene Ontology annotation, biological process: menaquinone biosynthetic process; vitamin K biosynthetic process.